Rattus rattus (black rat) is the source of this 2354-nucleotide messenger RNA. It is a transcript of the gene Gper1, whose product is annotated as G protein-coupled estrogen receptor 1. Gene Ontology annotation, molecular function: G protein-coupled receptor activity. Bases 402 to 1529 code for a protein of 375 amino acids. Gene Ontology annotation, cellular component: membrane. The transcript has 2 exons. NCBI's taxonomy places the organism in Eukaryota, Metazoa, Chordata, Mammalia, Rodentia, Muridae. Gene Ontology annotation, biological process: G protein-coupled receptor signaling pathway. The record is from RefSeq and is a predicted model, not a curated record.
CAGGCAUCCACAGGCAUGGUGAGCCUGCUCCCUUCCAGACCUGACACUCUUCUUUUCCUCUCCUGCUGUAUCCCUGCUGGGCACCAUCCCCAAGGUGCUACGAGUCCAGGGACAAUCCCUGAGAGCAAGCUCCAGGAGCACCUCCAGCAGAUGGUUCAGUGACUCCAUGGCCCAGGUCCUCAGAAGGUAAGCAGGCAGCAGGCGUUCCUGCCCGGCACCAGCCCAGACGCCCUGUCUGCCCUUCUGGUUUUCUGAGACGAACAGGCUCCCAGGACGAUUCUUCCUGCCUCGCACAUCCCUGGCUCGCUUCCCAGGGAAUCACCUUUGUGAAGAUGGAGCUGUCACGUAAAACAGACUCCUGCAAUCCUUUCAGCAAGUCCUGAAAGCUUCUACGGGCAGCCAUGGCUGCAACUACUCCAGCACAAGAUGUUGGCGUAGAGAUCUACCUAGGUCCCGUGUGGCCAGCCCCUUCCAACAGCACCCCUCUGGCCCUCAACCUGUCCCUGGCGCUGCGGGAAGACGCCCCGGGGAACCUCACUGGGGACCUCUCUGAACAUCAGCAAUAUGUGAUCGCUCUCUUCCUCUCCUGCCUCUACACCAUCUUCCUCUUCCCCAUCGGCUUUGUGGGCAACAUUCUCAUCUUGGUGGUGAACAUCAGCUUCCGGGAGAAGAUGACUAUCCCAGACCUGUACUUCAUCAACCUGGCAGCGGCCGACCUCAUCCUGGUGGCCGACUCCCUGAUUGAGGUGUUCAACCUGGACGAGCAGUACUAUGACAUCGCGGUGCUCUGCACCUUCAUGUCCCUCUUCCUGCAGAUCAACAUGUACAGCAGCGUCUUCUUCCUCACCUGGAUGAGCUUCGACAGGUACCUGGCGCUGGCCAAAGCCAUGCGCUGUGGCCUCUUCCGCACCAAGCACCACGCGCGGCUCAGCUGUGGCCUCAUCUGGAUGGCCUCAGUGUCCGCCACGCUGGUGCCCUUCACAGCCGUGCAUCUGCGGCACACCGAGGAGGCCUGCUUCUGCUUUGCUGAUGUCAGGGAGGUGCAGUGGCUGGAGGUCACGCUGGGCUUCAUUGUGCCCUUCGCCAUCAUCGGCCUGUGCUAUUCCCUCAUCGUGCGGGCCCUCAUCCGGGCCCACAGGCACCGUGGCCUGCGCCCACGCAGGCAGAAAGCCCUGAGGAUGAUCUUCGCAGUGGUCCUUGUCUUCUUCAUCUGCUGGCUGCCGGAGAACGUCUUCAUCAGCGUCCACCUACUGCAGUGGGCGCAGCCAGGGGACACUCCCUGCAAGCAGUCUUUCCGUCAUGCCUACCCCUUGACAGGCCACAUAGUCAACCUGGCAGCCUUCUCCAACAGCUGCCUGAACCCCCUCAUCUACAGCUUCCUGGGCGAGACCUUCAGGGACAAGCUCAGGCUGUAUGUGGCGCAGAAGACGAGCCUGCCAGCCCUCAACCGCUUCUGCCAUGCCACGCUCAAGGCAGUCAUUCCAGACAGCACGGAGCAGUCAGAUGUCAAGUUCAGCAGUGCUGUAUGAGAGGUACCUCCUAGAGGGAAACGGACGGGGGAGCAGGCGUGCCCAGGAGCUGCACACUCCUAGCACAGGCAGUGGGCGAGCUGAGCCAGGUCAUACUCUAAACCCCAGUGGCUAGGGGGAAAUGUCACGUGGCUGGGUCACCUCUGGGGCUGCUGGGAUUCUUCCUGACUGCCCAGCUCAUGGAUACCGCCAUCCAGAUUCAAGGCAGUGGGCCACAUGACAUUGACCUCUGCCCUCAAAGGGCUCCACGAAGGCCUGACGCUUGGUUUUCUUUCCAUACCCUAUGUUUCCAGAAGACAAGUCUGUUGUUGAUUAAGUAACAGCCCAAAGGACAGGCCACCCUAUGGCACUACCAUGGUUAUAUCUUCUGUUAUGUGCCUGCUACGUGGAAGGGCCUAGAGACAGAGCAUAUGUACCAGACCCAAACUGGCUACGCUCCCUUUGCUUGUGACGUGUGAUUGAUCAUGUACACUCUGUCCAGUGCAGCCAAAGCUAAGGACCCCAGAGCCUUCUUCCUGUCUUCCAGAAGGCUGUGAGGUCAACCCAGAUGUCACUCCUAACUUCUCAGUGAACAGCAUGUCUGAGCUGAGAAAGGCCCUUUAACAAACCACCUCCCUGCUCUGGGAUGCUCCUCUCACAAAGCUUGUUUACAAAGGUGUUUGCCCUUCUGUGAAGGUGGAAGGAGACCAUGGGUGCUGCUGUGCAGGUUGCUGGGAAUCCCGUCAUAAGACAUUUGUCGGAAGGACUUGACUCCACAGAAAAUAAUCCUGGGAACAGUGAGCUGUAAACGGAUCUCAUUAAAAUGUUAAAAAGAAAGAACAAGAA